UCUAAAGACCAGCUGAUUCCUAAAAACAUGAAUGUCAUCCUCUCCAGAGAUACCCAAGUGAAGAUAAUGGAGAAUACAGUCUCCAAUGCAGAGAAAUACUUUGGCAAAUUCUGCACCCUGAUGGCCGCUUACACCCGCAAGACUGCAAAGCUCCGGGACAAGGCAGACCUGCUGGUCAAACAGCUCCUGGACUAUGGAAACACGGAGAAUCCUGAGUUGCGAAGCUGCGUGAAGAACUUUGCUGAGGAGCUGGCCAAAGUGCAGGACUACAGGCAAGCCGAGGUGGAAAGACUGGAGAUGAAGGUUGUUGAACCUCUGAAGGUAUAUGGGGUCCUCAUCAAGCAAACCAAGGCCGAUAUUAAGAAAUUCAACAAUGCCCGAAAAAACGAAAUAAAGCAACUGGAGAAGCUAGAGCGGAUCCGUCAGAACUCGCCAUCUGACCGACACAUGAUUUCACAGGCUGAAUCUCAAGUACACAAAGCCUCCGUUGAUGCAAGUCGAUCCACUCAGCAACUCGAAGAAACCAUUGAUGAGUUUCAGAAGCAGAAACUAAAAGAUAUUCAGAAAAUCUUCCUGGAUUUUGUCAGCAUCGAGAUGGUCUUCCAUGCAAAAGCCCUGGAGGUCUACUCUAGUGCAUUCCAAAAUCUUGAAAACUAUGACAUGGAGAAAGAUCUGGAGGAUUUCAGAGCAAAAAUACACAUCGCUUCCGGAACCUUCCACGAAGCAAGACCAGUCACUGCAACAAACCCAACUUCUACCCUCCCAUGGUCCACAGGCACACAGAGCAUCCAAAGCACUCUUCAGAAGUUGGCCCUAGUGGAGAGUGACGAAGAAUCUGAAGGGAGCCAGCUGCAAAAUUUAAGCCACCCUAAAUACACCCAGAUCCAGAAGGUAACCAGCAGAACCACAGGACAGCAUCCGCCUUGAGCAAUGAUAUUGGGUUGUAUUGGUUUCUCUGCAUUCCACACCUGAGCUUUAAGCUUUCAUUUAAAUUUACUCUAGAAUUAUCAACAUCACCCCUGUCUUCCGCAAUCUUGAGAUUCACAAUAAAA
This is a messenger RNA of Elgaria multicarinata webbii, 1052 nucleotides long. It is a transcript of the gene CIBAR2, whose product is annotated as CBY1 interacting BAR domain containing 2. NCBI's taxonomy places the organism in Eukaryota, Metazoa, Chordata, Lepidosauria, Squamata, Anguidae. Bases 28 to 927 code for a protein of 299 amino acids. The record is from RefSeq and is a predicted model, not a curated record. Gene Ontology annotation, biological process: cilium assembly. The transcript is spliced from 9 exons. Gene Ontology annotation, cellular component: ciliary basal body; ciliary transition zone.